Messenger RNA from Spirometra erinaceieuropaei, 16514 nucleotides. The record is from the annotation of a GenBank genome assembly. NCBI's taxonomy places the organism in Eukaryota, Metazoa, Platyhelminthes, Cestoda, Diphyllobothriidea, Diphyllobothriidae.
AUGGUUGAUCCUCAUUAUGACAUUGUAUUCACUGUUGAAGAGCUGGACAUUGAAUCGAGCAAUCAGUAAGUGGAUUUUCCUCAUAUUCCUGUUCAUUGCGAUGGCAUCGUUCUUUCCUUUUCAUGACCGUCGAAGUAAUUCGGGCUGCAAGAGGGUUUACAAGUUCACUAGUUAAAGAACAGGCUCUAGGCCUGAAUAGGUCAUUGUAAAAUAAAUCACCACAGUGUUUAGGUGAAUAAUUUCCGAAAAUAUAAGGCCUCUCAUCGGAAACACUAACCAAACAAGUAUAUUUGUCCGAUAGCACUUUUAUUAUUCUCUUAUUGGCCAGGCUUAUACGGCGGGAAGUCAAGAAUAAGCUGCUUAGUAAAUCGACGAUUCUAGCAGAGCUGUGCAUAGAAUAUAUAGUGAGUAAAUAUGAUGAAAUUCACUCCUGGGUCCGAAUUUCAGGUGAGUAAAUGCGGCAAACAUCAAAAGAGUUUCGUUAAGCGAUUUUGGCUCUGAACCCCCAGUCUCUGUGAGAGGAUAAGUUGAUGGGUUUCAUUAAGGGGUAAACGAGGACCAUCUUGAGGUCGGUGCACCGCUUUGCCGAGUGUCCAUUUACUAACCAGAGCCUGGGUAGAGAGUCAAUGGAUACGCACACCUGCUCAAUUUAUAAAUGCCGCAUCGAUGGUGCUGAAGCGGUGCGCUGACUCAUCUACUUACACCGGAUGUUGGCGUUGGGUUCCAGUCAUUGUUUCUAGUAUUCAUACUGCUGGAUCUGCAGAUCCCACCAGCCCUUCCCGAAGUAUUUGAAGUCUGGGAGCUUAUAGCCGAUAAUUCAAGAGUCAACGUCAGUAAUUAUCUGUGAGACAAUUUUUCUUUUGAUUGCGUAUAAGCUCGGCGGAUUAUGAGACCUGUACGGGUUGGUCUAGAACAACCAUUGUUUAAACAACUGGUUAUUUAGGUUUCCCAAUAAUAUAUCAAUGGUGUCGACAAAUCUGUCAAUGAUAACUGCGUUCCGAUUCUUGAAUGGCAUACUCGGGUCAGAGCGGGGAGUGCGGUGUUCCGUAAGAUCUCCAUCAACAAGUAUAAACUCUGACGAACCAAGGUGAACUUUUGCAUUUCAGGUGUAUGUAGGUGUUGGCAAGGAUAAGACCGUUUGAUCGCCGGAACCAUUUAUUGGCCCAUCUGAGCAUUGAAAAUCAUACAGGCGUCCAUCGUCAGGGUUAAAAAUGGCAGCAAAACAAGCAACAGUUAUAGGGGUAUCGGCUAAUCCAGCAUCAGUGACGCCAGUCCAGAGGUGACUGCUCAGGACUCUGUAUACCGGCCGCAGAUCGAUACAUCAAUUGUCUGAAGCCCAUGCUUCGGCCAGUUCGCGGUUUUUCGCACUUAUGGCGUGAACGAUUACCUUCACGGCUCUGAAGGUGAACUCGUGACCCGUUGCGGGGGUGUGGGCAGCCACUUAUAAAGAUUCAUCACCUCGUCGCACAGCCAGUUUGUGUUCGUGUACACGCGAUCCUAGGAGGCGUUCGCUCUGACCUGAGUAAUUAUAAGGACAUUUUAGGCAGGGGAUGUUAUACACUACACCCGACCGCUCACUAGGAUUUAGCCAGUCCUCGAUUUUCAUGUCCCUGCUACGCGUGGUAGCUUUCGGCCGGUGUGCUGUUCCGAUACCCAGUCUGCCAGCCAUUCACUCGGUCGGUCACCUCUGACCCGUCCUUAGUGUAUGGUAGAGCAUGCCACGGCAUAGGUCUCUGAGAUACCGGGCCUUGCGGACUUUUUCUGCCGGACGACUGCAAUGCGUCUGCAUCUGUUCGAAGAGCGUUUUCACACAGCUUCUUUUGUGAGCCACCGGAUGGUUUCUAGGGAAACUGUGAAGCUGCGUGAUGUUUGUCGCCGUCCUGUAAACCGCUGUUUCCAUAUCGACAUUGAGGGCAUCAAUAAAGUGCACCUGUUGCUCCUUUUCUUCUUCUGUCCUGAAUUGUUUACCUGGGAAGACUGAAUUGAGCCAUGAAUUUUUUGUUUAGAAGCCAGCCUGGAUACUGCGGGGCCUCCUCGAUGUUUAUUUUUGAUGUUAUGGUUGAUUGUGAUAAGUGAGGUAUACAGAUCUGGGCUGACUUCAGAAAGAACUGAACGCACAGGAUUGGGCACUUGAGCCCGGGAUACCACAAAGCGGUUCAAGUAGAGGACUCUGCUAUCAUGAGUCACACGGGCGUCGUUCCAAUUCGUGGCUGUUGCGUCAGCUACUAAGUGAUGGGCCUUUGUUCGACUGGGAUCCUGCAUCACUUUAGUUCUCGUUGACAUCUACGAGUGCUGGUGCAUCAGACGGUCGGACGCCUUAUCUGACAUUAGACCCGAGUUGGGCUGGGGACUAACACCCGAGCACCCGGGGUAGAUCGCUGAGUCAGCCAGCGCCAGGGGCAUCAUGACCUUAAGGCCAGGUCCCCAACAGGAACAGAAUCUGGGUGGGCCAGUCGAGGUAGCACUGCAUUCUCUACAGAAUAGACUUGGAAAUGGAGCGAGUUGACGGUCAGACGAGAGGCGCACGUUCAGCGUUGUCGGAACAGGCUUCCGAGUGCCAGCAAGGCCGGUGUCAGAACGCCUCACAAUUACGUUAGUACUCGGGUUUUAUGACUGGGAUUUAAGGUCUAGGAUUAGGGUUUUGAGUGACGCUUAGGGUUAAGGUUAAGGGUUGGAUUUAGAGUGUGAAUUACGGUUUAGGGUUAGGGUUGGGUUUAGUGUUAGGGUCUACAGUUAGUGAUUAGGUGUAAGGAAUCAUUCGGCACCCACUUCUCACAACUUCUGCCUGCGACUUACGUCUGAUUGGUCCCAUUCUUUGGUGGUUCAGUCUCAAUGACCUUGACGGGCUAAUCACCCUUAGUCUUCGUGGAAUUGGUUUUUCUGGUUACCUAUUUCUCAGCAGAGCUGAGUUUCCGAGCCUUGUCGGAAAACUUGUGUUUACAGAUGCUCCACCGCACAUAUUCGUAUGCGUUGCUUUAGACUUACAGCUCACACAGGAAAACAAAAAGUUUAUGGCAAAUUGAAAUGUGAAUUUACUUUCACGUCCAGAUAAUGCAGCAGAAUUCCUCUUAUUCUAUAGUGCUUAGUUCUCCAUUAAAGGCCUCCUAAUGAGCAUGAACACACACGCAAGCAUUGGUUUUGGGGUUAAUAUUUACUGACUAGCCCGUCAACUAAACGCUACCGGUCUAUUCCUUGGCUCGAGUUACCAAUCCUAUGAUCAUGUAUCAGCAGGUGAACCUGCCUAAUCGUAGUUAGCAGUUGAAUGAGGCAACUGAUGCAUUACCUACCCGCACUGAACAGAAUUGUGUUAAUGCAAGAUUUUAAUAAUACAGAAGUGAUCACUCUCUCUAUUAAAUUGUGUGCUACAUUACGUCAACAAUAAGAAUACGAUGCACACGUUGUAGUUCAGCGAACAGGAGGGAUGCACAUAGUCGUUUAGUCCUCCUGGCUCAUACACCGUCCUACCCUUGCAUUCUCCAUCCUGGUGACAAGCACAAAUACACCAAAUUGAGCUCCCCCCUGUAACCGACGGUUUUCGGAGGUUAUAACCUCAGAAUAGGGUUGGUGACGACAUUGGAAACUACCUGGAUACGUAGAAGUCUAAGUCAACAAACUCCAUGAACAUUUAAAAUCAAGUAAGGAAGGGCUUAUGCAAAGGCGUUGUACAGUGUCCGUUAAAAUAUCAUGAAAACUUCCACCUGUCAGCACUACCCCCUCUUUCCCCCCCCCUUCAUCCCCUGGCUUAGAUGCAUCUUCGACUACGUGGAUGUCCACUCCGCGGACGGGAAAGAACAGCAACGUCUGUGCGGCAACGAGAUUCCCGGCUAUCCCAUUGUCAUCCACAGCUCCAGCGCGGACGUCGAAUUCGCUUCAGACGGCAGCGGCAACGGUCGCGGCUUCCGGCUCUCCUGGGCGGCUCGGGAGCGCCCACGGUUCGCGUCUGGCGAUGGAAAUUCCGCCUGUGGCAAGGCCCCACCCCGACUCCUGUCGCUGAACCAACGUCGUCGGAUUAUUGGAGGCGAGAAGGUCGCGGCCGGCCAAUGGCCUUGGCUGGUAUCUCUCUGGCGCGGCUCCAAGUUUAUGUGUGGAGCUAGUCUACUGAACCGUCAGUGGGUGCUGACAGCGGCUCACUGCUUCAGAGGGUACGUCAAGCAGUGCACCAGUUACUCCUUACUUCAAAAUGCCCCUCUCACAACAGCCUCCCACACUACCGGCCAAUCAGAAUUAGACUUCGUCGGUUUUUGGACUUUUCGAGUACUUGGGUGACACAUGACAUUUUCUUAUCUUUUCACGACUGCCCUGAGAAUGUCGGUAUCUCCACUUAAAUAUGUUAGCGAGAGCUUUCAUAAUAUAAACACUUUCGGUCGGAUCUCAGUUCGUAGCCGUACCUGCAAUAGACAGGCCCCAGCCUGACCCCUAACCCCUAACUUCUAAACCCUAGCCCCUAAACCCAAACCCUUACCUCAGUCGCAGAAAGACCGCAGUUCGUAGCCUGGCUUAAUGAGUCGAUAUCGUUGGCGUACUUGCUUGUUAUCAGUAGGCGCGUUAAAUUAUGUUCCGCUGUUUGCCGGCGUCGGUCAAGUUGGGGUGCUAGGAAUUCGACAUUUUCGGGAACGUACGGCUACGAAAUGGGAUCUUGCCACACUUUUAGUUAUUUUUUACGCGAUAAAUGCUGUAUGCUGUCCUUAAAUGUGAUGAAGCUUACCACUUCGAAAGAUGACGGUUAAGUUUAUAAGCAUAAGUAUAACACCAUCUGGUGUGGAAACCGUCGGAAUCUCGAAGUCUACAGUAUAAUGAGACCAAUUUUAACCGAUGACUACUUUAUAAAUAAUUUUGUCAGCAAAAUCUUAAGAAGAAGUUUAUACCCCAACUACAUUAACAAAGCAUUCAAAUUAUCAGUAAUAACAGUAAGCAGCCCAUCUCAUGAAAUACUGAUGGAAAUCCUGAAAUACCUUUUCAACUGGAAGGGAAUUCUUAAAUUGGGUUAUAAGACUGAUAAUCAUGUAGAAUAAUCCUCUGCCAUGCCAGGGAGCUGUCACCUGAAUGCACUUAUUUUCGGGAACCUGCUAAAACCUCACUCGAUAAAAGAAGGACUACUUAAGUGGUAUGCAUUUUUCAUAGAUGCUCGAUGUCCUCAUUAAUUCAAAGGUAUUUUAUAGAAAAAAUGCUUAAAAUAUCCUUUCGUGCAUGCGUUUGAUAGGAAAUCAAAUCGUCUUCAAAUUUUCCUUUGAAAGAAGGGGGAGAUACUUCAACAUUCAAUCCGUUUUCCAGUUUCCGAAUCAUUUUGGGUUCGAUUUGACUUUAUACCUGUCUUUAGGGUAUCCGAACUACAGGUUGUAUGCUAUCUGUGCAAAAAAUCGCCUAUUAUUUCAUACCACUUAGAAGGUACCAGAUAGAACUCACGUAUUUUGCAAUGAAUAUGAACUUAUUUUCAUACUUAACAAGAAACAUUAAAAAACGGACAGAUACGAUCUUAUUUGAAUACAUAUUUCACGGUCUUAAGGUCUCAUAAUUACGAACUUUUUAAACCCAUAGCCACCAUCUGUCGCGUAUGAAGUUUUAAGAAGACGUGAUUUGCUAUCUACUGAGUAGAAGGAAGGAUACUUUUCCACAUUUUUCCUAGAGUAUAUUCGAAUUCAUAGGUGUACUGAAAAUCGAGGGGAGAAAAUCAUACUAAUAAAACAGACACGUUUUCCCAAGUGUGUUGUUUUGCAAGUGAUCGAAAAUAAGUGCAUUCGAAAUCCGGCAUUUUAGCGUGACUGAAAUAUCUUUAUUUCGCACGGUUAUCGGUAAUAUAUCCCCAAUUAAAUAAUUCUUUCUAAUCGAAAGUUCAUUUCCGAGCGCAUGUAAUGUUAAGCCUAGAUACGACAUCAAUGAUGGUUUUAAAUAGUUCAGGCGAAAACUAUCUUCUGAUGUGAAUCUUGAGCAAUAAGUAAAUGUUGCUCAUACGAGGAAUGACAUCCUCUACCGAGGAAAUAUUAGACAUGCAUUGCUGUUUAGAGUUUUAAGGGGAAAACACCGACUAUUCAGUAUCCUCUGACAAAAUCCGUAUGCAAAGGGCACUAAUUUAUUUUUAGCUAAACAAGCCACCACGAGUUGGGUGUCUUAUCCGAAACCACAUGUGAGCUGUGAGCAACUUGAAGUAAAACAGUCUCCCUAAGCUCUAAUUAUCCAGCAUAUAAGUGGGGUUUAAAAGUAUAGGAAGUGACAUUCGACGAAUUCCUAGUGGCAGACAGCCGCCAUUUCAUGUGCAGUUCCGUGAAUAAUUAGUACUUUCAAGAAAAUAUGUACACUAACAGUUCUUCCAACAGUAAUGAACAGACUUAUUUGUCGCCACAGCGAGCGACGCCCUAGAUUCGCUGACCAAAGACGUGGGGGGAGGCAGGUAAACACAUGACACGCGCUAAUCUGACUGCGCAGAGUCCGUGGGAGCACAGAGCUACUGUCGUAUACGGGAAUGUGCUGGCACGCCUAGGCGUAGGCUCCAUGUCGCGCCAGCCACUGCACCCAAUCCCAAAACCCGAUCGCGGAGAGGCUCAGACUUUGAGCCGGAACAUAGGAUAGGUUAGAAGAGAGGGUGAACUUGACCCGGGUGACCCCAUCCCCAAGACACACCAGUGUGCUCCUCAUUAAAGUAACUCUGACUUGUUUGGAUCCCUAUCCCACGCGCCGAAAGUCGUAGCUUGGAAGACUGGAAACUGAUGGGGUAACUUCACCGUCUUAGGAUUGAGAGUCAGGCCCAGUGAGCUUUGUGGUACUCUCAUUUGGGUAUGACCCGAGCCCCACCUGUGAAGGCUUGAUAAAUUCUGUGAGUUCAGAUCGUGUGUGUGGCACGCGUAGGCGGGCUGUUUAGUCUUUCAGUCCCGUGCUCACGUCCACCUCCGAUUGUCCAAUCAUCCUCCUGCUAUCAGCGCAGGGCGGAAGGGGAGUGGAGAGUACGGUGGACGCUGUGCUAGUCCGCCUCGCUAGAAACUAAAUUACGCGCAAGUCCUGCUCCCCGCCGUUCUACGGGGCACACUGGGCGUCGUCGUUCGCAGCUGUUGAAUUGUCGAUUACAGACCAACGCCGUAUAAUAGACCUCAGCAUUUAGACGCAGGAUAAUGAACGUACGCCUAUGUUAUUCUACCAUGAGUAACAAAUACUUUGAAAAACCGUGUUACUCGUAAGUUGUUCACUUUUUCAGGUGCUUUCAUUAAAAGUGAAAUCACAGUAGAGGAGAUGAGUUGGGAAAAUUAAAGCAGUGUAAAUGGGUCAUGCUUUAAUUUUUGAAAAUGCUAACUACUUUUUGGCACGCGGUAGUUACCAGGCCUGUUGUUAAAUUACCGAACACAAGUACGGUGAAGAGGCCUCUUUUAAUAGCGUUACAUUUUCAUGCUCAGUAAGAUUUCAAAGGUGUUGCUACCGGACUGGGGAACCCAAAACUGUGAGAGAAACUUAUUCCCAGAGACAAACACUAGACCACAACCCAUCGAUCGUAAGCAGGGCGCUCAGCCAUGGCCUCACAUCCAGCUGUACGACCUAACGGAAAUUUCCUACAGCAGACCGCACGGAAGGGGUGAGUCCGGAUUGCACUUUAACAAGCCGUUAAGGCUCCGUAUCUUGUCAGAUGUGUCAUUUGGCUUCAGAAAUCUUACAGAUGGCCGACAGUGAGCGAUAUGUCAGUCUUCUUUGACACAGCAUUCCAUGCUGACAGCCGGCUGAGGCUGCACUAUUAAUAGGAGGACGCUUUGAAAAAUAGGCCCUAAUGAUGUUGUAACAGGCGGCCUGUGGUCGCGACAAACCGUAGCAUAGCCUUCGUGGCACUCUCACGAACAUGAGAUCCGGGCUGUCCCUGCUUUAGGAUAACCGGCGGAAGCAGGCCGUGUGUGGCACGCGUAGACGGCCCGCGCCGAGCCCGCCUGCGGUCGUCCUGACAUUUUCUUCCCACCAAAGUCCGGUGCGGGACGGGGGGGAGAGUGCGGCAGAUGCUAGGUAAGUCUGUCUCGUCUUAAAAUAAUUCAAGGCAAAUCACCGGUGCUGCACCCAUUCCGUGGGACGCCGUCGGCUGUGACAGACGAACCCUCAUGUGAACAAACCGAUUCACCGAUGCUACUUCUGCUUAAAGGCUUUCCUUCGAUAUGGUUCUGUUCUAAUUGUGCAGUCGAAUUAGCUGAAUUGCCGAACAAAUUCAUCAAUUAGACAGUAUGUUAUUACCGACAAAGACAAGGGAGACUGGAAUGGCCAUUUCUGGCUUAUAAGUCGUCGUCAGCCAGUCAUCCCCGACCCCGAAGUGUGGCACAUUCGAGGCUCGAACUCGCGAUCUAUUAGUUAGAAGUCUAAUGCCUCUAACCAUUGGGCCAGUGCCUAUAUCAUGCGCCGCUGUGCGGCUGCUGGUUGGGCUCGAGAGAGAGCCCGUAACGCACAUUGGAACGAGUGAGUUCUGUAAGAACAAUCGGUGAGCGCCCCCUACCAACUUCAUCAUUGACAAAUGGCUAACAUAAUGCAAGUUGGAUUACAUACUUUAACUAGUGUUUAUAAAGAUCACCGACUUUUUACUCGACUAUUGACAGUCGUCAGUUAUAAUUGACUCCCACGACUUCUUCCCAGAUCCUCAGCAGGUGACACCUCGUGGGUGGCAGUGGUGGGAGACUUCAAUCUUGAGUGGGACGAUGGAGAGGAGCACGUGAUUCCCAUCGCGGAAAUAGAUAUUCACCCCAAGUUUGAGCAGCGCCAGGCCUUCGAUUUUGACGCUGCGCUCCUGAGACUGGCCCAGCCGGUCAACUACUCGUACGCCGUCCAACCGGUCUGCCUGCCGGUGGCAGGCUUCAAUCCGCCGACCACGGCGCGAGCCGGGGCAGCAGUGGCCAGGAAGCGCGCAGCCAUUCCAGUGGAGCCGGUUCCGGCGGUGCCAGCUGAUGAUGAGGAGGAGGAGGAGGAGGAGGAAGACGCGCCAGUCCUUGCAGGCACGCGAUUGGCUAGAAAGCGGCCGCGUGAACUCUUGCGUUACAGGAGGGCUGCUGAGCCCGCCGCCAGCGACCACAUGGCCUGUAUCGUUGCUGGAUGGGGGAAAACGGAGGGUGAGCGAUUUAACUAGCGGUCGUAUGCGAGCAGCAGACAGGGACAAACAAUUUUACUUCUGUUGUUCAAACCCUCCUCCCCAAGACUGACUCAAAGUAAAGACUGAGGUGCACACGUUAAAUCGGACUUCAACAGCUGAGCAACGGGGUAGCAGGGCAGUUGCUCACUGCAGUUAAACUUGGGCUUAUUAGGUCAGACGUGGGGAUACGAACUCCCCCCUCCCCGUAUUACGGAUGGCCAUGCGUCAGAUUCCAGGGCAAACCUGUGCCCCUGUCGCAACCUUAACCCUCAUAGUCAUUACCUCACAGCACCAGUCCUGACUCCAACCUCCAUGAAGGUAAGAUCGUGUGCAAUACGGGGGUCAUGAUUCGCGUGUGCAACUGCUUAUUUUCCUGUAGAUCAAAGAGGUUACGCAGAAGGUAGUUCGGAGGUCCAGUUAAGUGCUAAAACUUUCUUCUGAACGUUCAUUGUCAUCAUUACAUCACGUUAGAUAUGAACUUCUGAAUUAGUCAAGAUGCAAGGAAUUGUUAAAUUGCCGAGUCCUUCAGUAAGCACUUGCUUCAUUUUUUCAAGGGUCAAUCUUCAGCAUAAGUGACACCGCCAAGAGCAACACAGAACAAAUUCAAGUUGUACCUGCAAAGGCAGCGUGCUUAAGAGACAUCAUUGAAGGUGUAGUCAGAAUAACUCUGGAGAUGGUUGGUAGUUCGUACUUUUAGUCCUCUCUGAAGGUUGUAUUAGUUUAAAGUGGCCUAGUCAGUUUGCAACGGACUAUCGAUAUGUCCAAAAGCGCCCUGUUCCAUAGCAGUGCAUAAAUGAUCUCGAAAUAUGUACAUAUGGGGCGAGAACUAGAUACGUAAGUCCACCGAGAAACUAGAACGCAAGGACUCCUUUAGUGCGCAAAGGCUUUUAACUUUGGUUUGUCAGGAGAAGAGAUGGAUAUGGUAAGUGGCGAAAGCUACGGUAGACAGUGAAAUACUCCCAUUCCCACCAUAUGUUUGUUUAAUUAAUACAGCAGGCUACAGAAACAGACCGCGCAAUUCGUAAGAUCAGUAUCAGUAUCAGUAUCAGUAUCAGUUUAUUAAGGGAAAUAUAGGCAAGCGCCUUUGAAUUCCCUCUUGGUUACAAGUCGUCGGAGAAAAACAUUGAUAAAUGGGAAGGUGAAAAAGGGAUUUUGUACAUACUCGCGGACAGCUGCCAGCUAGCCGAAAAAGAGUAAUCAUUAAUGGUUACUUACUAAUUACAAGUAGUAUAAACACAUAUAAGAGGAAUACCGGGUUAUGUGAGUGGAUGUGGGGGUGGCAAUUGGGAAGCUUGAUGCAGGUCAAGUCUACACUUGAAGGAGUUCACACAGGAGGAGGUUACAACGUCGGUAGGUAGGGCAUUCCAGGCUGCAACCACUCUGUUACUGAAAAAGGACUUUCGUCCAUUGGUUCUUGAUUUCCCUGCGCGUAGUUUCAGGGGAUGACCGCGCAAAUUGGGCGUGUUAGCUUGGGUGAAAUAAUCAGUGGGAUCUAAACAACAGUCUAGGCCGUUGAUGAUGCGAAAUGUUAGUAUAAGGUCACCACGUAAUUGCCUGUAGGAAAGGGGAAACAGGUUGAGGAUUGACAGUCUGGUUUCAUAGGGCAGUGCUCCCAGACCUUGUGUCAUUUUGGUCGCCCGUCUCUGGACCUUCUCCAAGACGGUAUAAUCCAUGGCAGUCCAGGGUCUCCACGCCUGUAUGGCGUAUUCUAGAUGUGAAUAAAAAGCGCGUCAAAGGGUGGAAACAGGUUAUUUAUGGUUAUUCAUGUAAGGUAGGCCGUAACGUGUAAGACCUUAUGCGGCAAAAAAGUUACUUCUGGAUCUGACCCUUUUCUUAGUCGCAAUCUUUGAUUUAACCCUAAGCUAAACUCCCAAUGUGGUAAGUUCCGCUGGCCCUGACCGCAACCCUAAACUUUAUAUAACAUGCCUACGUAAAUAAAUUAAGUAGGCAUGUUAUAAAACUGAAACAUAGGAUACAUGUUGGUCGCCAAAACAGUUUGAGCGAUACAUGCUUUUUCUUCCGUCAAUAGUUUCAAUGGACCUGGACUCAAAGGUGUUUAAGUUUGUGCCUUACGGUGGCGUUCAGUAAAACUGUGAUGUCCAACGUAGUGUUGCGUUAACUGUCACAAUCCCAGCGAUGUAAGAGAGCUGCAGGAGGUGUUUAUUCUGUGCACAACCCCCAGAGUUUUCUUACUGGACCCUGGACGACUGGUGGGGCCUGCAUACACGAUGGCAGGGGCUAAGCAUGUAGAACCUCCCUGCAAGAAUACAACUAUUGAAAUUGCGCGCACGAUUCUUCUGUAGUGAUUUCCUAUCAGCGGAACAAACUAAAGCGCUGUCUUUUUGCAAGUGAAUGUCAUGCAGAUCAGCUUAAAAGAGGGAGUGGUGAGUGUUUAGACGGCCAUCAUGAUACUGCCCGCAGACGCCCACGGAUGCCCGCAAAGCCAUAGGAGUUAGUCCACGCGAAAGGGAUCUCUAGUGUAGGUUCCGUGUGUUACCAAGCGCUAUAUACACUCACCCGCCACUGUCAUUCAUUAGGGACAGCGCAUUAAGAAAAUACCCGAAUACCGGCUUGGUUGCAAGAUGUUCUCCUGAUAUCCCAAUAAAUGUUUCUUCCAUUAUAUUUAUUCAGUACACAACCAAACUAUAUUGGUCGCACGAGUCGGCGCUCAUCCAAGAGAAUACGCGAACACCUCCCGGCAUGGCUGGGAAAAGGAGGAACGAGGAGUAUAAGCAGCACCAUUCUCGCGCAUGUUGUCGAUUCCGGACAUCGUGUGGACCCCAACGAAGCUUUUCGUGUGAUUUAUAAGGUCCCAUCGAGCUAACCUAAUCUACUAGGCCAGCGCCUGUUAGCAACAGCGGAAGCGGCCGCCACUAGGUUGCGAAAGCCAAUUACGUGCGCACAGAAGAGCCACGUUCAGGAUCCGCGCCUACAGUGGUCGAAGGUCGACUAACGGUGCAACUCCCCCCGCGCACUUCCGCUCUCACCCCGGCCCUGACAAUGACUACUAUUAGUCCCCCCCUCCCCCACAUUUUCACACCCCGCCUGUGUUGUAAGGGGAGCUUUUAUCGAUUUCUCUUAUCGCUGACAUGCUUUACCGUUCCUAGAUAACUGUACCGACCCGACGAUAAUUUAUCGAAAGCUACGUAUGCUCGCCACCUCGUCUUCCAAACUAUAUGCCCGGCGUCGAAGUCGAUUUACUGCAGAUCUGCUCGUCCAGCUCCGAUCGGACAUUUAGCAACUUCCUAAUGUCGCAAAUAGCCCACCCGACUUGUGCUAAUUAAGACUGAUCAUGCAGAGGACAUCAUCUCUCUGUGUACAUCACAAGACCAUAACCACAUAGCCAUUUUCCAACAAACAUCUUUGGUUCUCCAAUAAAUGUCGGCAUUCGCCCGUCCAGACAUGUGUACAAUCGAAGAAACUAGACUAUAAUUACAGCUGUUCAAGGAUGCAUCAGGAAAUCCUAAAGUACAUCGCAAUAUCACAACUUUGAGUGGGCAAAGCGCGAAAAAGUUUCUUCUUCCAUAACACUGUCAGGCUGCCUUCUUGGAAACUCUUUUUGUCAGCUUCAAUGGGCUUUCUUGGUGAGACCCCCCGGAGCCCAAAUAUAUACUGAAUUUUGACUAAGGGGAGUCAAGAACGAGCCACUCUAAGUAACAAAUAUGCGUCCCAAAGUGACGGCACCGCAAAAUUCUUACACAAACCGUCAAAUCCAUAAUUAUAGCCUGUACGUGGAACUUUUAAAAGAGGCUUCUGUCUUUAUUGGACCGUCUAGACCAGUCCGUGUCCCCGACUGUGCGUGACCUCGUAGUGCCCGUGCUGGACGUGGAGGUCUGCAAUAAAUCUGCGGCCUACAGUGGUCACGUGACCGACGCCAUGCUGUGCGCCGGCCACCUGGAGGGCGGAAAAGACGCCUGUCAGGGAGACAGCGGAGGGCCACUAAUGUGCCGCAAGGCCAGUGAGGACUCCUGGACCCUCGUCGGCAUCGUUUCAUUCGGAAAAGGCUGCGCAGGUAAACAGAUUAAUCCAAUUACGUGUGUGUGUGUGUGUUUUUUUUGGUUGUGAUCUCAGAACGGGCCACGUGUUAGAUGCGCUGGACCAACACGGGGGCCACAUCGGACUCUGGCAGGCGUUAUCUGUGCGCAAUAACAAAUGCCAACAUUUGCGGGGUGCUCUGGCAGACCCGUGGUCGGCAGUAGUCGCAUAACUGGACAACUGCCAUCACCCCAUUGUUUUGUGGUCAAAAUCCUGGUCAUUUGUUUGUGGACCAGGGGGUGUGGUGGAACGCCUAGGUGAGGAUCCGUCCGAGCCAUCCACCUGCGGCCUCCCCCGUCUCCGGUCUUCUUGACUCUGUCUUGACACCGGGCCCAGGCGGGGGAGGAGGAGAGAGUGUAGGUAGAUGCUACGCAAGUCUACUGGCACUAUAAACCCCUGCGUAAGUCACCGUCCCUGCUCCCACAAUGAAGUCUGUGGGGCACACGGUGGACAUCGUCGAAAUCGACGGUCGAACUGUCGUGUUUUGGUUGAAUUUUGAUUCAGGUAAGACAGCAGGGACUGAGAACAGCAAGUCAUUUUUCAACCGGCUUAGCUGGGAGCGAUUCUCGAAAGCAAGUGGACCGGGUCUUAGUGAAAGAAAAGGGGACUUAAUUAACUAUUAGAGCUAUUACUGCUCUCUCUACUGCGCGGGUUCGGCACUCAAACGUUGAAUGCCAAAAGGCAAGAAGGCCUGAAGCAGAUGCUCACAACUCAACAAUACUCAACAUCUGUAAAUUAGUAAAGCUCAACGUCGAAUUUAAAAUCAGAAGGACCACUUUUCAACGAACAGAAUCGCAGCUCCCUGGAUUAUCAGGGAGAGCGUUGUAAAAAACGUGGAUUUUGCUUCCACUGCGGUUCGAGUUUAUUCCACCAGUGUCAGAGACAUCGCAUUGUCAAUUUCACCAUCUAUACAUCCUUAUUCUCUUAGGCUUUCCGUUACUUGGUACUCUAUUCCGAUUUCUCCGUCAGCGGUUUACUGUGAAAUAACCCGCAAACCGAAAGAACGAACGAAGGGAAGUUUGUCUGGAGUACAUUAGGACUGCUCAUCAUACGGCUUCAGUCGGAUACCUGACGUUGCUGCGGGGCUGGUAGAAAUGGCAAUCGAGAAACACUGCCAACGAGAAGAAGAGAUACUGGAGCGGCUUGUUUUGACAUAAUUACCGAUGUGAGUCAGCUAUACACAAGCCCCAGACCUGGAAGACUUGGAACUGAAUUCAAAUGUCCGCUCUUGACAGCCCUGUGUGCGAAUGUGGUUGACUAACGACGAAAAAUAGGCGAUAAAUGGUUAUUAAAGAUAGUUAGCUUUUACGGCAAUAAUUAACGAUUACUGAUUGCCCCUUGUUGUGUGGUCUUUUGUGGGGACUCGAGAAGGAAUCUGUGGUGUACCACGAGUAUAUCCGACCGACGAACUCCACUCCCCUGAGAGGUCAUCAGAUCUAAUGUUCAGUGUCGAGAAAAAAUUAAUUCAUAUUGACCCAACUGUGAAAAACUCGGCGCCUCGGUGGGAUUCGAACCCACGCAGUAAGGGGGCAGGCUUUAGUACAGCCAGCGCUCUAACCACCUGAGCUACGAGGCCCCGCCGGACGACGCGAGUUUUAAUUAAAAAGUAAUUUGUUUGUCAGUGAGCCACCCGUCCACAAUGAUAGCAACCGGAUUAGCAAAUCAAAUUCUUUGGCGUAGAUUGACCAAUCACUUGGCUCAUCCACUAAGGUGGGCCUGGUGGUGAGCUAACAACGCACGAUUACUUGAAAUUCACAAAACGGCGAGUUUCUAAAACAUACAAAAACCUGUAUUUAGGAUAGCGGAGAUUCAGUGUCAACUGCACCGGUCUAAGGGUGAGAGAGCGAGAGAGGGCAAGAUGUGAGGGGUCAAUUUUUUCCCGAUUCGUGCGUGAAAUCUUCUUUUCAUGGGGCACUGGCAACCAUGUCCGUGCCCGCCCGUGUUCUACCAGGGGACAGAGCGAUUUCCAUGUUAACAACACUUAAUAUUCCUCUUUCUUUGGGACAAAAGCACACUCUGAACAUCAAGGCGGGACUAUGAUGAGUCAGUAAAGAGCAGCGGGAGAAGUUAGCCAAUCAGGAGUGCUGUUGACAGCCCAUCGUCAGAUAGUGAAAAUUUCCCUCCAAGCAGUCGGAGUUUCGGCAGCAGACAACGGAAAGUCAUGUCCGUGAUUAAUGGACCCCCAUGCCUCGUGUUUUCAGGCCCUCUUGAUUACAAAACAUUUUCAAAAGCGUUUUAUUAGACUAGCUAGUUGUAACCGCAAGGUCCAAUCAGAAGGAUCAGUUUUAGGUUUGUGCCUGCCUUUUAUGACAAAGUCACAAAAAACCUCGGAACGUUCUGGCAGGUAAGCACACAAAAGUUAGAAUAGAACCAAACUGCAAAAUACGACCCAUCCAGAGGAGUCUUUUUUAUAAGACAAUCAUCAUUUUAUCACUAAGUAUCGACAAAAUAAAAGUUGCCGGACAACCGUCUGAAUGAACCGUACAACCCCUUUAAAUGUUUUUUUUUUAAAACUUUUUAAUAAUUUUAGAGGCCGGAGUUCCGGGAAUAUACAGCAGGGUCACUUCCGUCAUCAACUGGAUAAAGAAGUACACGAACGAUUAACUCGACCGGUACUCCAAUGAAGUUACGAAAACCGCAUUUCCCGUUUUUCUCCUUAGCUUCUUAUGAUUCAAAGUUUGGUUCCCCCUUUACACAAACAUUUCUUCAAAAACCUUAGAGGUUGGGAAAUACACAUAUUAAUACAGUGCUGGGCUUAUGCGUAUAUAUGUGUUUUGUGGCUCAAUCUUGAGCCAUAUCCGCAGUCGCACAGCAGAACAUUAUUCACAAAGACAGAGGAGACUGGAAUGACAAUUUCUGGCCCAGUGGUUAGAGGCGCGGGCUUCUAACUAACAGGUCGCGAGUUCGAGCCUCGGGUGUUCCACACUUCGGGGUUGGGUAUGACUCUCUAACGACGACGACUAAUAAGCCAGAAAUGGCCAUUCCAGUCUCCCUUGUCUUUGUCGGUAAUGCCAAUUUCUGGCUUAUUAGCCGUCAUCGGCCAACAAUACCCAACCCCAGGUUUUGCAACUCCUGAAGCUCGAUCUCGCUACCUGGUGGUUAGAAGUCCAACACCCUGAACACUGAGCAACGGGUCUGUCGUCCUGUGGGUUGUGAUCAAGCACACACAAUAGUAGACGGGCGCUCUCGACCGCGUCACAGAACCCACCCGUCCCACUUUGUGCCUUUAGGCUCAAUCUUGAGCGGGUGGUUGAUGACGGCUAAUAGGCCAGACAUGGCCAUUCGAGUCUACCUCGUCUUCAUCGGUAAUGACAAUCUACAUCUACUAUUAGCCGCUGUACCGCUGCUGGUGAGGCUCAAGAUUGAGCACCAAGAUGCACAGCGGAACGAGUGUGUUCCCUAA